Molecule: messenger RNA, 703 nt
Organism: Paramecium octaurelia
Lineage: Eukaryota; Ciliophora; Oligohymenophorea; Peniculida; Parameciidae
Source: the annotation of a GenBank genome assembly
AAAUAAUUCUUUAAAAAUAAUGAUUUAAAAUGAGAUAGCGGAAUGCAUGAAAAAAAUGACAACUUACCUUGAUUAGAACGGUUAUAAGAAAUUCAAACUGUUCUAAGCUUAACCAAAUUAUUUUGAUUUGAACUAUGAGGAGAGAAAGGAAUUAUUAUAAGCUCCUUCUGUAGAUCAUUUAUGCAAAUCUAUUAUAAUGGAAAAUACAAAAUACGAUGAUUCCUAUCCUGAUAAUGAAGUCAACCCAAAAUAUAUAUGUGUAGUAGUACAAUACAUCACAAAACUAUAAGGAGAAAAGGUAUUGGAUUUAAGAACAAUAUUAGAUUAAUAAAUAUUUUAAAUAGUUAUAGAAUCAGAAGUAUCCUGAUAAAUAAAUUUCUAGAAAUAAAUUACAUUUCAGAUUAACCUCAGAUGAAGUAACAAUUGUUGAUUAUAUAAGAUGUCAUAUCAAUUAAGUGGAUAUUAAUUUAAUGCAAUUACACCAUUUAAUAUGGUGCAAAACAUGCCUCUGUUGAUUUCUGAUAGAAUAUUGAAUUUGGAGUAUAUAUGGUUCGGAGGUGGACAUACCGAUGUUAAAUUGAGGAUGGAUAUAAAAGAAAUGUGUACUCUUUAUCCCAAUAAAGUGUAUUAUUCCGAUAUUAUUAUGCCAUAACAAGAAUGAAAAUAAUCUAUUAAUAUAUAUAUAUAUUAAUAUUUGAUAAUU